AUGACCAUCCGGGAUCCACGAGCAUUUAAAAAAAUCAAGAAAUCAAGAACGAGAGAAAGAAGAGAUGAACCAAACAAUGGUACGAACCAAAUUGGGCUGUCUUUUGCCUUUCCUUAUAUGAUAGGUACAAGGUCGCUUGCCACAUUUUGUCCCGUCAGCCUUCAAGCCGUUGCACUUUCCAAUUGGCUCGGCCGCCAAGGCCAGGAAGAAGGAACCGGUUGCUGGGGCGUGAAUAAAACGCAGCCAUACGGACCUUCCUCACCUUAA
Messenger RNA from Protopolystoma xenopodis, 267 nucleotides. The record is from the annotation of a GenBank genome assembly. Lineage: Eukaryota; Metazoa; Platyhelminthes; Monogenea; Polystomatidea; Polystomatidae.